This is a messenger RNA of Microthlaspi erraticum, 408 nucleotides long. The record is from the annotation of a GenBank genome assembly. NCBI's taxonomy places the organism in Eukaryota, Viridiplantae, Streptophyta, Magnoliopsida, Brassicales, Brassicaceae.
AUGUUACAUUUUUAUUUCUGGCCAGUGAGGAAAGAUGGCAGAUUGGAACUUACACAAGUUAUGAUAGAUCGGACGGAUAUUUUCCACGCUUCACGAGAAGAUGAACGGCUGAGAUUACAUCUUGUUGAUGCUUAUUGUGAUUCCAAAGAAAAUGUGGACUUAGAAGACGAACCUAAGGGUCUAGAUUGGCCUCACUUGGAAUCUGUUUUUGAGAUUAGUGAAGAUAAUGCUGAUGAAACAAGUGACAAAGUGGUGAAUUUAUCUAUGAUCAAUGAUGAUAGUGGUGCAAUAAACUGGAGAUAUAAAACUAGUCAUGAUGUUUCGUUGAAUAGUGAUGAUUAUGUUGUACAUUUCGAUGAUGAACAUGAUGUUACUUGUGAGGGAAUGGAGGUACGAGAAUUGUUGUAA